AUGUCGGAUUCCAUUGAUACUAUUGGCAAUAGCUUUAAUAUAUCCCGAAAUUUUGCGCCCUCGCACUCAAGUGUAACAACCGCUGAAAGAUCUUCUCUUUCGGCGGAAAAUGAGGUCGCAAUUGCUCGUUGGAAAUUCAACCGGGCAAGAACUGAAAAAGAACACGCGGCUUUCAGGGAGCGCAUGCAAUUUCAGUCAGCCGACUUCCAUCAAUUUCUCGCGGAAACAGCUAAAAACUCUCCAAAGGUCGCGGUGCCUUCUCCAGCUUGGGCGAGCAUCCCAUUUCCUGUCCCAGUAAGAACCCCCACCGUUAUAGAAGAACCUGAUAAUCAGCAUUCCGAGAUGAAUGCAAGUAUCGAUGAGAUUCAAGAAGUUCCUCGUCGUCAAGCCACUCCAAUGGACUUUGGUCUUGGUAAUCAACAAAAUGAAGCAACUCUUGACGUUCCAGCUUUUAGCUUUGACCGUCCAUCUUUCGAUGAUAAUCUCGGAAGCAUUGAGUUGCAGUCAUUCCCCGAAAGUGAGCUUCGUACAAACGCUCAACAUGCUGCUGGUAACCGAGAGACAAUGAUUACCGUUGGUGCUGUCUUUGAACUUCUACGCAAUCCCUCGGAUGUUCGUUAUCCUUCUGCCAGAGCUUCUAACAUGGCUGCUGUUCAAAACAUUCCUCACUCCGACUAUAACCGCUCCGAUACUCACGUUGAUACUUUGGACGAAUACGACGAUGGAUCUUUCUCCCAAGCUGGUGUUGGUGCUAGGGACGAAAAGGAAGUUCUGGAUUACAAGGGCUUUUCCAUCGCAUCAACUUUCCUCUCGAUUUCGAACCUUUGUUUCUUCCUAUCUACAGCUGAUAGUGUUUAA
Botrytis fragariae is the source of this 858-nucleotide messenger RNA. RefSeq lists its product as uncharacterized. Lineage: Eukaryota; Fungi; Ascomycota; Leotiomycetes; Helotiales; Sclerotiniaceae. Bases 1 to 858 code for a protein of 285 amino acids. The transcript has 5 exons. The record is from RefSeq and is a predicted model, not a curated record.